AUGACUCCGGUUUACUUCAUCCCCGCUGAAGGAGGCGGUGGAGAAAAGGGGGCCCUACAUCAUGAGCAACCCCCCCUCCCUUCACGCCAAGCUCCGUCGGUGAAGUUCAAGAAGGGCUACACGGCCCUCAGCCAGACGGCGGACGAGAACCUGGUCUCCCUCGAUUCUGACAGUGAUGGGGAGCUGGGAUCCAGAUGUUCCUCGGGCUACUCCUCUGCUGAGCAAGUGAACCAGGACCUGAGCCGGCAGCUGUUGCAGGACGGGUACCACCUCGACGAGGUCCCCGACGACGAAGAUCUGGAUCUCAUCCCCCCAAAACCCGUCGCCUCCUCUUCUUGCCCCUGUUGUUUCGGGGAGAACCUCUCCUGUGUGAUCCAGUAGCUUGAGGAAGGGAGAGUCGUGCAAGAACAGGUCAAAAGCCAGCACUUUCUUUGUCCCCUGGGAUGGCUGGUGGUGUCCCCAUCCCAAGCUGGGAGGGUGACAGGGUGCUGCCAUGCCUACUCAUGGUGAGUGGUGGCCACCAAACAACCCCAAGGGACUUUUUUCCCCGAGGCUCAGCAAUGCCAGGGGGAGGUGGCAUGGUGACAUUGAGGUGGCCUGGCUGGGACCUGUGGUCCAGCUGGGGUGGGGAGGGAGGAGAGAAGCAACAUCUGGGCA
This is a messenger RNA of Calidris pugnax (ruff), 657 nucleotides long. RefSeq names its product family with sequence similarity 219 member B (gene FAM219B). Bases 1 to 381 code for a protein of 126 amino acids. The record is from RefSeq and is a predicted model, not a curated record. Lineage: Eukaryota; Metazoa; Chordata; Aves; Charadriiformes; Scolopacidae. The transcript is spliced from 5 exons.